Drosophila sulfurigaster albostrigata is the source of this 753-nucleotide messenger RNA. RefSeq names its product adenylate kinase isoenzyme 6 homolog (gene Ak6). NCBI's taxonomy places the organism in Eukaryota, Metazoa, Arthropoda, Insecta, Diptera, Drosophilidae. Gene Ontology annotation, cellular component: cytoplasm; nucleus. The transcript is spliced from 3 exons. Gene Ontology annotation, molecular function: AMP kinase activity; ATP binding; ATP hydrolysis activity. Bases 147 to 668 code for a protein of 173 amino acids. The record is from RefSeq and is a predicted model, not a curated record.
UUGCAAACGAUGGUAAUUCAAAUUUUUAAUAACUUCACCGCCUAAUAAGACCGUAAACUGAAUAGUGUAGAAUACUAAAAUAUACCAAAGGCCAGAAGAUUAAUAAACUCACGUUUUUUGAGUAAUAACAAAUAAAUAACAAACAGAUGAUGACGGAAGUGAGCAAACCAAAUAUUUUAGUAACCGGCACACCCGGUGCUGGUAAAUCAUAUUUGUGCGAACGUUUGGCCGCACAACUGAAAUUCACAUGGUUGGACUGCUCAAAGAUUGCCAAGGAUGAGGAAUUUGUGUUGGAAUACGACGAGGAAUAUGAGUGUCCUGUUCUGGACGAAGAUAAGCUCAUGGAUCACCUGGAACCUUUAAUGGGCGAAGGCGGUAACAUCGUGGAAUAUCACAGCUGUGAUUUCUUCCCAGAGCGUUGGUUCCAAGCUGUCUUCGUAGUCACCUGUCCCAACACAACGCUCUACGACAGACUGAAGGCACGCAACUAUAAUGAGAAGAAGCUCAACUCCAACAUGCAAUGCGAAAUCUUCUGCACAAUCUUGGAUGAGGCCCGAGAAUCGUAUAAGCCAGAUAUCGUCUACGAAUUGUCUGGGGAAACUAAGGCGGAUGCUGAGAAAAGUAUGAAAACUGUCAAGAAUUGGUAUAGCAUGUGGAAACGCAAAUAGAAAUAAGUUUUAAGUAGUUGUUAGAAAAUAUUUUGUAAACAUUACAAAAACAUAAAACCGAGAAACUGUAUUUCUUUAUACCUUG